Molecule: messenger RNA, 1175 nt
Organism: Diabrotica balteata
Lineage: Eukaryota; Metazoa; Arthropoda; Insecta; Coleoptera; Chrysomelidae
Source: the annotation of a GenBank genome assembly
AUAAAAAGCAUCAUACAACGUUUACUCACAGACCAAGAAACGACGUUAAUAAUGAGAUUGUUGUGUGUUUUAGUGAUUUGCAUUCACCUUUCUUCUUCUAAAAGCAUCGACGGAAAUGGGAGUGGUAAUGGGAAAAGUUACUUCUUUAAAAUGAGACAAAACAGCACUGACUUUAUAGUCACCAGUAGGAUUUCUAAUAGAGGUCAGAUUCAGGAAGAUUUCAAAGAACUGCAGGCACCUGUUAUAGUUAAAAGCCGAGCUUAUGAAACUACAGGUCUUGGAAACGAUUCUGACAUGCCAUCUCAAGAGUCUGAAGAUUCUGAUGAAAAAUCCUCCGAAGACGUACCUAUUCACGACAACCCGCAUGAUCUUAUUAUAGAUGCCAACACAACAAUAAUCGAAGGUAGCCUUCCAGACAACAUUCUUGAAUCUAUAAUCCCUGACACGAUAAUUUCAAAUGAUACUCUUAAAACUGCUCAAGAUAUCCAAGAAAAUAUACUUGAAGAUAUUGCUUCUGGACUCAAAGUUGCUAACGAAAGUCUUGUGAGGAAUUUUGAAGAGAUUAAAGAAAGUAUUUUGGAAAGUAUUUCUCCUGGAGUAAAUAUUUCGAACGAAACUGUUGCCGAAGCCGUUGAUGAUCGUUCCUGGAAGAAUUUGAUGGAGCAGAUUUUCAAAGCGCUUGAUCCUAAAGUAGUAGCCGCCUUUAUGGAAAAAGUUACCAAAUUUGGAGAAAAGUGUAUGGCAGAAACGCACGCAACGAGCGACGAUGUUGGUCAAAUAAUGGCCCACCAAAUUCCAGAAAGUCACGAAGGAAAGUGCAUGGUGUCCUGUGUUUACAAAGCAUUCAAAAUCCAAAAUGAAGAUGGAUCCAUGAACCCCGACGAAACUUUGAAGCUCAUGGAGAAGGUUAAAGAAAGUGACGCAGAAUUAUACGAAAAGUUAAUGAAAGUAUUCACAACUUGCCAAGGAAAAAAAGAACUUAUUGUCGAUGAUCCUUGUGUGACAGCUGUCAAUGUGGGAGCGUGCGCGGUGACUGAAGGAAAAGCGGCUGGAAUCACGUCUGAGAUGUUUGGCAUGUAAAUUCAAGAGAAAUUACAAAAAUAAAGCUUACAAUACAAUUUGUUAAUUUGUUUUUUAAAUAAAAAUAUUUUUUAAAUGCAAAUACUUGUUAAUUA